UGCUGCUGGCCUGAGAUGGGAGCGCACAUAGCAGCACCAUCACGGCCGGAGAAACGGGAGAAAUCUGGAAGGAAACACCGAAAACCAACAACACCUUGUACUCGCCGCGGGGAAAAAAUGGGAUAACGAAGCAAUUCAGUUCACUCAGCACCGGAUCCCAACGCUUGAUCCCGUCUUAUGAGGAACUCAGAUGUUGUCGUCGCCUGCGUUUUGCGCUUUUUUAUCCAUUCUCCUUGAGCGCAGCUGGUACAAAGACGCUUGUUCCAGAGCAGCAGCAGCAGCAGCACCUGGGAUUACAGCCUCAUGAAUGAGAGUGAAUGGAGCAGACAAACCUGAGGUGGUAGAAACACACAGUGAGUAAACCAGAGCUGGAUUAAAACACUUUCUUCUUUUUUCUCUUUCUCCCUGGGAGCCAGACCACCCGCGUAACACCCGCGAACACUGACUAUCAUUGUGUCGAGGAUGGUUUUUUGAAAAUCUUAUUUUCAAAGUGGCCUUUCCUGGAAUAAUGCACGAGAAAAACGAGCUCUAUCGCAGCUUUUUAUUAAUUUUUAUGUCUGCCAUAUUCCCAGGUUUUCCUCUGACUGAACAGCCGGUUUCUCUUGUUCAGAAUGGGAUGUAUUGUUGCGACUGCGCAACCCACGACAAGUGUCAGCAAUUAGACUCUGUGUGUGAACGGUUUACCUAAAGGCCUUGUAUAAACACUGUCACUGCUUUCUAACUGGAUUUGGCCAUUGUUAUCAAGAAGGAGUCUGUGGCAAACUGGACUUAACAUAAAAAAGGGGCCAAACUGUGCGCACUUGGCAUCAUUUCCCCCCCUGUGUGCGUGAACCAGGGCCGGUCACAGAAAUAAAUUAGGCACAGUAUGGUGGAGCCGGUGGGAUUCAUUGAGGCGUGGAAGGCGCAGUUCCCGGAGUCUGAACCCCCCAAGAUGGAGCUGCGGUCGGUGGGGGGCAUCGAGCAGGAGCUGGAGAAGUGCAAAGCCUCCAUUAGACGCCUGGAGCAGGAGGUGAACAAGGAGCGCUUCCGCAUGAUCUACCUGCAGACCCUCCUGGCCAAAGAGAGGAAGAGCUACGACAAGCAGCGGUGGGGCUUCAGGAAGACGCCACUCAAUGAGGGGAUGGACCCUGCAGCCACACAGGGGGCAGAGUCCCCAUCCCAGCAGCCCCACAUGCAGGAGACCGGUGGAGUUGGUGUAGUAGUGGGUGGAGGAUAUCCUGGUGGUAGUGGGGUUCCCGGGGAUAGGAGCCGUUUUCAGCCUCUUGGAGAUGGAACUGGCAGGUCCAAACCAAGGCCGCCACCAGCCAGAAAGUCAGCCUCCCACGGUGACGGCCUGGAGUCAGCCUUUGACGUACCUCCACAAGCUGAGUCCACGUCCUGCGACAACCUGGACGGUCUCUCGCCGUCAAAGCAGAGAGGCGGCGUCACCGUGUCACCCCGCCGACCCACCCUACCACCCCCAGACAAGGAGCUGCCCUCUGACCCCAAGGACAAGCUGGGGAUGGGACUCGGUGUGGCAGCUCUCAGAUCCAACUUUGAGAGGAUCAAACGGGCCAACUCUCACUCUGCAGGUGACGUAGCAAAGGGUCAGGAGAAGCUGCCACCACCACCACCACCCUUCUACACCAACAUGGAGUUCCACCACGAGAGGGGUUUGGUCAGGGUCAACGACCGCGACGUCUCCGACAAGAUCAGCUCCCUGGGCAGCCAGGCCAUGCAGAUGGAGAGGAAGAGAUCUCUACAUUCUCUCCCAGGUAAUCUGGCGACGGUGGCAGGGGAGCUCCGUGCGAGGCCGGUGUACCGAGGACGGUCCACUGAGAGCACCUGUGGCUACGAUGCAGAAUAUGAAGACGGGGAGCCCAACCAGCGGCAUUCAGGGAGAGCCAAUGGGGGUAAACCUCCACCACCUCCAUGGCAGCCCUCCGAGUUCCAGGCCUACUCCAGCGUCUAUGUCGGCGGGGUGAUGAUGGGCGAAGGCGGCAGUGGAGACGGAAGAGGAGGUAGUGGUGGAAGUGGGAGUGGAGUCACGAUGAGAGACCACGGCGGAGGUGACGACCACCUCCUGACCUGGCCACGCCGCUCCUACUCCCCGGGCAGCUUUGAGGAUGUCGGCGGAGGCGGUGGCUACACGCCGGACUGCAGCUCCAACGAGAACCUGACGUCCAGUGAGGAGGACUUUUCCUCUGGCCAGUCCAGCCACGUCUCGCCCAGCCCCACCACGGCCUUCCGUCGGCCCUUCAGAGAGAAGAGCCGCUCGCCGUCCCAGAACUCCCAGAACUCCCAGCACUCCUUCGACAGCAGCAGCCCUCCAACUCCACAGUCCCAGAAGCGGCACCACCGGCAGCAGGGAGGCCAUGUGGUCAUGUCCGAGGCCACUAUUGUGAGUGUUCGCAAGACUGGUCAGAUCUGGCCACCUGCUGCCCAUCAUGACCUCAUGCCCCACGGUAGAGCAUCCCAUGACAACAGUUACCAUGGAGACCACUUAGAUGGCCACUACACUGGGACCCCUCCGACAUACGGUUACGAUGCAGACCGAGCGGAGGAGCAGCGAAGGCAUCACGACAUCCUGCCGUAUAUCGACGACUCGCCAUCAUCUUCUCCCCACCUCAGCUCCAAGAGCCGUAGCAGCCGGGACACCCUGUCCUCUGGAUCACUGGAGUCAUCCAAGUCGACUGAAUGCGACCUGGAAAAAGGUUUGGAGAUGAGGAAGUGGGUCCUGUCUGGGAUCUUGGCCACCGAGGAAACAUACCUCAGUCACCUGGAGGCGCUGCUGCUGCCCAUGAAGCCUCUGAAGGCGGCCGCCACGACGUCACAGCCGGUGCUCACCGUGGCCCAGAUAGAAACCAUCUUCUUCAAAGUGCCUGAGCUGUACGAGAUCCACAAGGAUUUCUACGACGGACUUCUGCCUCGCGUCCAGCAGUGGAGUCACCACCAGAGAGUCGGGGACCUCUUCCAGAAACUGGCCAGCCAGCUGGGAGUUUACCGGGCGUUUGUGGACAACUAUGAGCUGGCUGUGGAGACGGCCGAGAAGUGCUGCCAGGCCAACACACAGUUUGCUGAAAUCUCUGAGAACCUGAAGGUGAGGAGCCCCAAAGACUGCAAGGAGACAGCCAAGAACUCUCUAGAGGCUUUGCUCUAUAAACCAGUGGACAGAGUGACUCGCAGCACAUUGGUGCUUCACGACUUGCUGAAACACACGCCCACCAGCCACCCGGACCACCCGCUCCUGCAGGACGCCUUGCGGAUCUCCCAGAACUUUCUGUCCAGCAUCAACGAGGAGACGACGCCCCGGCGCCAGUCCAUGACUGUCAAGAAGGGAGAGAACCGGCAGCUGCUGAAGGACAGCUUCAUGGUGGAGUUGGUCGAGGGAGCCAGAAAGCUGCGGCACGUCUUCCUCUUUACUGAUCUGCUGCUCUGCGCCAAGCUGAAGAAACAAAUCGGAGGUAAAAACCAGCAGUACGACAGUAAGUGGUACAUCCCCCUGACUGACCUGACCUUCCAGGGCCCCGAGGAGACCGAGCCGCUCACCAUCCCUCAAGUCCCAGAUGAGGAGCUCGACGCCAUGAAGGUCAAGAUCUCACACCUUCGCAGUGAGAUUCAGAGAGAGAAGAGAGCCAACAAGGGUUCAAAAGUCAUCGAUCGUCUCAGGAAGAAGCUUUCGGAACAAGAGUCUCUGCUCCUGCUGACGUCUCCAAGCAUGCCCCUCAGACUCUACAACAAGAACGGCAAGAGUUACAGUUUUCUGAUUUCCUCGGACUACGAACGUGCCGAGUGGAAGGAGAUCCUAAAGGAACAGCAGAAGAAAUGUUUGAAAACUUCCUCUCUGACUUCCAUGGAGCUGCAAAUGUUGACCAGUUCUUGCGUCAAACUUCAAACUGUCCACCACAUUCCACUCAGUGUCAACAAAGAAGAGGAUGAAUCCCCCGGUCUCUACGGGUUCCUGAAUGUAAUCGUCCACUCUGCCUCCGGCCUCAAACAGAGUUUGAAUCUCUACUGCACAUUGGAGGUGGACUCCUUUGGCUUCUUUUCAAAUAAAGCCAAGACGAGAGUGUAUCGAUACACCACUGAACCCAAAUGGAAUGAGGAGUUUGAGAUUGAGCUGGAGGGCUCUCAGACCCUGAGGCUGCUCUGCUACGAGAAGUGUUACAACAAGACCAAGCAGAACAAAGAGGAUGGAGAGAGCACAGACCGCAUCAUGGGGAAAGGACAGAUCCCGCUCGACCCUCAGACACUCCAAGGCAAAGACUGGCAGAGGACAGUUAUUCCCAUGAACGGGAUCGAGGUGAAACUGUCCAUGAAGUUCACCAGUAGAGAGUUCAGCCUGAAGAGGAUGCCCUCGCGGAAACCCAUGGGAGUGUUUGGAGUCAAGAUCUCCACCGUGACCAAGCGAGAGCGCUCCAAGGUGCCCUACAUUGUCCGGCAGUGCCUAGAGGAGAUUGAGAGGAGGGGCAUGGAGGAGGUGGGCAUCUACCGAGUGUCAGGGGUGGCCACUGACAUUCAGGCCCUGAAGACGGCCUUCGACACCAAUAACAAAGACGUGUCGGUGAUGAUGAGCGAGAUGGACGUUAAUGCCAUCGCAGGGACCUUGAAGCUUUACUUCAGAGAGCUGCCAGAACCACUCUUCACUGACGAGCUCUACCCUAAUUUCGCAGGCGGCAUCACUCUGACUGAUAGUGUCGCCAAAGAGAGCUGUAUGCUGAACUUGCUGCUGUCGCUGCCAGAGCCCAACCUGGUCACAUUCCUUUUCCUUUUGGAUCACUUGAAGAGGGUGGCAGAGAAGGAGAGCAUCAACAAGAUGUCUCUCCACAAUCUGGCGACAGUGUUCGGGCCGACUUUGCUAAGACCCGCUGAGAAGGACAGCAAGAUCCCUGCUAACCCAACACAACCCAUCAGCAUGGGGGACAGCUGGUCCCUGGAGGUUAUGGCACAGGUCCAGGUGUUGCUAUAUUUCCUGCAGCUGGAGACCAUCCCCACCCCAGACAGUAAACGACAGAGCAUCCUCUUCUCCACUGAAGUAUAGAGCUAAAAAUGACUCUGUCUGACUAUGAAGGUGUGAAAAAGAGACAGACACUGGCUCAAAGUGAGCCUAUUUGUAGUAUGUUUUUGAAUUGACUGACCGUUCAGCUCUUGCCACUGGGAGGGAUUGUCUCCAUCAAUAACCUGCUGUGCUUGAACACAAGAGGGUGCCACUGGGCCUCUGAAGCUCAGAGGAUGGAGGUCCUUUCCUUGCCAUUCAUAUCUCUCAUUACCUGAUAGUUAGUAUGAUUCCCUGUACCUCCAGUGAUUUUAUGGGUACAUGCGCCAUCUUACAUUUCUCCACCUUGCUUCUUGUUGGUCUACAAUGCUGAACCUUUACAGCAUAACUGAAGACAUUGGAUGGAUGGAAAUCAGACCACAAAGAAGGAAACGUGUCUUGUCUUGAUUCUUGGAAUUGGUUUCGCCAACAAGUCUCCACCUAUCUUUGCGUUCGGGCAUUGUUCUCUAUUUGUGUUUAUUUUGGACAAUCAUUAAGUCAUCUUAAACAUUGCUUCACAUCCUGUUAAAGGAGAAAAGUAUGUCUUGUGUAAUGUCGGUGCAUUCUUUGAGACAAGAGGAAACAUUUGCACUGUGGGUUGGAGCUGAAAGUCAACAUGCAGAGCUACCACCAGACAACCAACACCUGUAGAUUAAAGUGUUUACAACGUAAACAAACCCGGUUGAUGUGUGUAAAGAAGAAAAGGAACCCGAUGAUUCGUCAGAGUCUGUGGGUUUUCAAACCAUAAAUGCAAAUUUCCUCUUAUUUGUGUUGUUUGUGUCACAAGGUAGUCUCCAGCUGAAAUACCCAGGAAGCAAUAUAUUUUCUAACAUAGGAACUGUCUGUGUUCAUAUCUUUGCUGACAAAAUGUCCUUCUUAUUGUAACAUCUUGCCAAAUUAAUAUUUUUUUGUUUGUUUCUAGGAAAAAAGGAAGCCGUUGUAUUUACAGAUAGACUACAUGUACAUAAUCUUAAAGUUGUAUUUUUCUUUUCGGUUAACAGUAUAAUCAUUGUUGCUGUUAUUGUAAUUUAUUUCGGGGGGGGCUGGUGGUGAAAUAGUUUUUCUAUGUGAACAUUUUAUUUUUUUUCUGUUUAAGAAAGUAGUAGGUCUUAGCCUUGACUUCAAAUCUUGCAGUAAAGAAGCAAGAUUUCGCCUUGUUCUAAUAGAAGCUACUCAGCUGUUCUGUCCAGCCUAUCAAUGAUUCAUUUAGGUCUUAUUAUGAAAGGUAACCCACACAUUGUAGUUACAUCCUGUAUGCUGCUGUGGAAAAAAGGCACAAGCUCUUUAACGUCUCACGUCCAGAGACCAUCGCCUGUCUAGCGUAGACAUUAUGCAAUGUCAUGAUACAGCACACACACAGACACAUGUAUGACAUUGAUUUUUUUUUGUAACAUUUCAUCCGUGGCUGCAGAAGUGCACUCAUGUUAGAACUACUGUAUUACAAUUCAAGUGGCCUGAACACUCCACAUUUAUGUCCAAUGAAGAGCUUACCUUUUGGUUUUAAUGAAGGAAAUUUAUUUUUAAUUCUCUCGCACAUUGUCUGCAACUCAAUGCCCAAGUUAGGGAAGAAACUCUUAUUUUGUUGAUACUAAAAUUACAUAUUUCUAUUAUUAAUUUCUUUGUCACUGAUUUAACAUGCAGGCAUGUUUUCUUGUUUUUAUUUCUCUGUUUUGAUCCUGUUACUGCUGUUUUGGUGUGUCGUCACAGAUUUGGAUUGGGGAUGUUCUUGGGGAUCUUGUUUACGUCACUACAGGAUGUCCUUUUAUAGUCAAUUUCAAUAUAACUAUUGGUUUCCCGUUUAUUUUAUAGGCAUAAAACUAAAACCAAUGCAUCUGAUAAGGGCUCAUGUGUGCUUGUGUCCAUGGUGAAGAUAGCAUCAGAAGGCAUACAUGAGAAGGCUUAACAAAAGUUUGCCUCUCAAAAGGUUCUUGAGGAUUAUGAAUACAUAUCAACCCUCUAAAUAUUAAGUUUACUUUGUCCUUGCAAUGUCCCAAAGACAUUUCUGUUGCCUGUUGUCGAUUUAGUUCACAGAUUAUCGAUAAAGCACCAUUACUGUGUCUGCUUCAUGAAUAUUGCCGUUAAAAUUUCUACCAUCGUGUACUUCCACUAUAUUCCAGCCUGCUGUAUCACACUCACAUCCCUUCACCGUCUAUAUUUUCGGGUGCGAGACAGAGAAUGAAUCAUUCAUUUUAUCACCCCAUGUGUCACCUUUACAAGUCCCGAUUGCCUGCACUGCUCUACCCUAUCGUGCCUCGACACUUAUGCUUUUGUUCAGCGCCUGUGGUACAAUAAACGUCGGUGAAGAACACUGACAGUGACGUCUUUUCUCCUGUUGCCUUUGCUGAGGACAGCCACACGUCUUUCGUCUCUUAUAUAGACUAAGACAGGACCUUAAACUUAAGCACGGUCUUAGCUCAUACUGUAACAUGCCUGUUUCUACUCACCACCUUCAUCUGACUGUGAUGCUGUAACUGUGUUAAAGUCGGUCUUAUUCGGGGCAGAAAUUUCUUUCCCUUGUCCUUGUUUUAGCUCUUAAAAUUUCCUCUAAUGCCUUUUAUUUGUAUUUAUUGACGCUCUCUCUCCCAGUUUGCUAUAAGACGGUCUGCUGGAUCUAUUUAUUUAUGAUAUAAUGUCAUCGGAAGCUAAAUUAAUGUGAGAAAAUGGUCUUUGUAUGAUGUGCUUUCUUUGAAAGGUUCACGUUUAUCUGCUAUUGUUUCUCGAAGUGAGUAAGUGUUGUUUCUGUUGAAGUUGCAACGAUUUGUCUCUGUUUCAUCCCGGAGUCACAACCAGCACGUAGAACUGCAAAAUGUCUCUUCAGUUCCUGCACUGUCAGCUCAUGUUUGAGUUCUUUGUGAUGUACAACAGACUGGCCACUGUGAUUGUUUAUCUGAUUUAGAUAUCUGAAUAGCAGGCGCAGGGUCUUGUCGAUUUAAACGGUAGAUUCUGUGAGUUUGCGUAACUCCAACUUCUCCUAAUUUUCCAUAGAGUUGUAUAAUAUGUAUUAUACUAGAAAUACAUAAUUUGGUUUCCCUUUUAUUUAUUGUGGCGUCCACUGAUUGUUUUGAGGAUUGAGCUGGUGCACCUCUAGUCUCUUUGGAAAUCUGAACUGUCAGUGUGUGGUAGAGGAGAAACAAGUUUUAUAUUACUCUGAAUCUGCAUUGUUUUGGUCUGUUGAUUGUCACUGUAAUUGCAUGUACCCUCCAUAAUACAGUUCCCCUCCAUAACCUCAGUCCCAACCAAAAACUGUGGAGUAGCCUGAAGAUAUGGUACAUAUAACUCUAUAUGAAAUCUCUUGCAUUUAUUGUACAUGACCCUGGUAUCUAUCACUACAUUUCCACACUAUAGUUAAUACUCUCAAAUGCUGCCACUUCUCUGACUUCAUGCUACCAUUAAAUUAGGCUACUUUAAUCUUUGGGGAAAUAGUUUUCUUUUAUUCAACGUAUAACAACGUCAAGCUGAGGACGAGACUUGCCGACCGCCACAAACAUUUUUAUUCCUCAACUUUUGACUCUUGUUCCUGUUAAAUAUUCAAUGUUCUGCUUGUAGAACUGUAAAAAGGAAUACUGUAUUCUGAGGGCAAACAUGUUUGGAAGGCAUUUGCAGCCUAUGUUUGUACACAAAAAUGUUAAAUAAAAUCUCCUGUAUCUACAUAAAA
This is a messenger RNA of Amphiprion ocellaris (clown anemonefish), 8669 nucleotides long. RefSeq names its product BCR activator of RhoGEF and GTPase (gene bcr). Gene Ontology annotation, biological process: positive regulation of GTPase activity; protein phosphorylation; intracellular signal transduction. Gene Ontology annotation, cellular component: membrane. The transcript has 23 exons. NCBI's taxonomy places the organism in Eukaryota, Metazoa, Chordata, Actinopteri, Pomacentridae. Gene Ontology annotation, molecular function: protein serine/threonine kinase activity; guanyl-nucleotide exchange factor activity; GTPase activator activity. The coding region runs from base 866 to 5020 and encodes 1384 amino acids. The record is from RefSeq and is a predicted model, not a curated record.